Molecule: messenger RNA, 3270 nt
Organism: Tribolium madens (black flour beetle)
Lineage: Eukaryota; Metazoa; Arthropoda; Insecta; Coleoptera; Tenebrionidae
Product: cullin-3
Exons: 7
Coding region: 412-2727 (771 amino acids)
Biological process (GO): protein ubiquitination; ubiquitin-dependent protein catabolic process
Cellular component (GO): Cul3-RING ubiquitin ligase complex
Molecular function (GO): ubiquitin protein ligase binding
Source: RefSeq, a predicted model, not a curated record
CGCCAAUGCGUGUCUCUGAACCUGAAUAAUAAAAAACGAAUCAGCUGAAUGCUGAAAAGUCCGAGAAACUUUCUCUUCGUUUUUCUCAACGUUGACAAUGGCGAUGUGAAGUUUGUGCAUCGAAAGGUGAAAAAUCGCGUUUAAUGCGAAAAGACAAUUUUCCACUAGUUAAAAUCCGUUUCGUGUGAUUGACUUUCGCUAGUGCUUUAGCUUUUACCAACAUCAUCAUCAUCUCUAAAAAUCGGAAAAACGAAACGGGCAUUGUUGUUUAGUGUUAUUGUUAAAGAUGAGUGGUUGUUUUCACGAAAAGGAGGACUCGAAGCCGGAAAAAGCAACCUUUUUUGAUACCAGCUACGAGUGAUUUGUGCGAUUGCCGAAUUUGGUGCGUGGUGUUUUAAACGAGUUACGAAAAUGUCAGCGAUGAAGAAUUCGUCUCUCAGCAAAAAGGAAGGCAAAAUGAGGAUUCGUGCCUUUCCAAUGACUAUGGAUGAAAAGUAUGUGGAGAGCAUAUGGGCCCUUCUGAAAAAUGCUAUUCAGGAAAUUCAGAAAAAGAACAAUUCAGGAUUGAGUUUUGAAGAAUUGUACAGGAAUGCCUACACUAUGGUUCUCCAUAAACAUGGAGAGAAAUUGUACACAGGGCUCAAGGAGGUUGUUACUCAUCAUUUAGAAUCAAAGGUCCGUGAAGACGUCCUUCGCGCUCUCCACAACUGCUUCCUGAUGACACUGAAUCAGGCCUGGAAUGACCACCAAACAUCGAUGGUGAUGAUUCGUGACAUCCUCAUGUACAUGGAUCGCGUUUAUGUGCAACAAAACGACGUCGAUAACGUCUACAAUUUGGGCUUGAUAAUUUUUCGCGAUCAAGUUGUACGUUACGGUUGUAUACGUGAUCAUCUUCGUGAAACCCUUCUCGAUAUGGUGAUGCGUGAACGACGAGGUGAAAAAGUUGAUAGAAUUUCGAUAAAAAACGCCUGUCAAAUGCUUAUGGUACUUGGUAUUAAUUCGCGUGCUGUUUACGAAGAGGAUUUCGAACGACCAUUCCUUCAACAAUCGGCCGAAUUUUACAAAGUUGAAAGUCAAAAAUUUCUAGCUGAAAAUAGUGCAUCCGUGUAUAUAAAUAAAGUAGAAGCUAGAAUUAAUGAAGAAUCGGAUAGAGCGAAACACUAUUUGGAUGAAUCAACCGAAUCGAGAAUUGUUGAAGUGGUUGAAGAGGAACUGAUUAAGAAGCAUAUGAAAACUAUAGUUGAAAUGGAAAAUUCAGGUGUUGUGCAUAUGUUAAAGCAUCAGAAAACUGAAGAUUUGGCUUGUAUGUACAAGUUGUUUGGAAGAGUUGCCGAUGGUUUAAAAACAAUGGCCGAUUGUGUGAGUCAGUAUUUGAGAGAGCAAGGUAAAGCUUUGGUACAAGAAGAGGAACAUCAACCAUCCACCAAUGCGAUCACUUUCGUCCAAUCGUUGUUAGAUCUGAAAGAUCGUUUCGAUCAUUUCUUGAAGAAUUCAUUCAAUAACGAUAAGAUUUUCAAACAGAUGAUUGCCUCAGAUUUCGAACAUUUUCUCAAUCUCAAUCCGAAAUCGCCCGAAUAUCUCUCGUUAUUUAUAGAUGAUAAAUUAAAGAAAGGUGUUAAAGGGAUGUCUGAACAAGAAAUUGAAUUGGUUCUUGACAAGUCUAUGGUAUUAUUUAGGUUCCUUCAAGAGAAAGACGUUUUUGAACGCUAUUAUAAACAACAUUUGGCCAAGAGAUUACUUUUGAAUAAAUCGGUUAGCGACGAUUGGGAGAAAAAUAUGAUUUCAAAGUUAAAGACUGAAUGUGGUUGCCAGUUCACGUCAAAACUUGAAGGUAUGUUCAAAGAUAUGACAGUUUCAAACACGAUCAUGGACGAGUUUAAGGAUCAUAUCACCAAAACUGAGUCAAGCUUAUGCGGGGUGGACCUUUUCAUGCGUGUCUUAACGACUGGGUUCUGGCCUACGCAGAGCGCCACUCCCAAGUGCCACAUUCCUGCUGUUCCACUAGCUGCCUUCGAAUGUUUUAGUAGAUUUUAUUUAGCCAAACAUAGCGGAAGGCAGUUGACGUUACAACCCCAAUUGGGCAAUGCCGAUCUCAAUGCCAUAUUUUUCGGUCCGAAAAAGGAAGAUCCAGACAAGGAUGGUGCUUGUUCGUCGACUAGUUCCAUCUCGCCGAGGACAGGCCCCCGAAAGCACAUAAUUCAGGUGUCCACUUACCAAAUGGUUGUUUUAAUGUUGUUCAAUAACCAUGAGAAACUGAGCUAUGAGGAGAUUUUAAACGAGUCGGAUAUCCCCGAGAGGGAUUUGAUAAGAGCGUUGCAAUCGCUCGCGAUGGGCAAAGCGACACAAAGGAUCCUGAUUAAGAAUCCCAGGACUAAGGAAAUCGAAUCGAAUCACGAGUUUUAUGUGAAUGAUUCGUUCACGUCGAAGUUGCAUCGUGUCAAGAUUCAGACAGUGGCGGCGAAGGGGGAGAGCGAGCCGGAAAGACGCGAAACUAGGAACAAAGUGGAUGAGGACAGGAAGCAUGAAAUAGAAGCAGCUAUUGUUAGAAUAAUGAAGUCGAGGAAACGAAUGCCGCAUAAUAUUCUUGUGACGGAAGUGACCGAGCAGUUGAAAAGCAGAUUUCUACCAUCGCCGGUUAUUAUUAAGAAACGAAUAGAAGGGUUGAUUGAGAGGGAGUAUCUGGCACGGACGCCCGAAGACAGGAAAGUUUACACCUACGUUGCUUGAACUAUUUUUUGUUUUGUUUUGUUCUGGUGGAAUAUUGUGAGUGGAUAAGGAUUAUCCUCCGACGCAAAACUAUACAUGGAAUUUAAAUAAUAUUAAAUUAUUCAAAUAAAACGACCCCUUUUAACUCUCUUGCGCGAUUGGCGCAUAAUUAAAUAUUUUGUUUCUCUUAUUUUUAGUUUUUUUUUUUUUUAAUUUACUACAUUGAAUUGUUUCUCAUAUUUAUUUCCAAGUUCAUGUUUUUGAACAUUGUAAAUAGUUUCAUCGUAUUUAAAGAUAAAUAUAUAAGGUUACAGAACUGUGCUGGUUUAUAAACAGUAAAACUUUGAAUUUUCAGAGAAAUUAACUUUUGGCACCACCAAUUCCGGAUUGUGUCGAUACAUAAAUCGAUUUGUUUUAAUUUUAUGUGAAUUACGCAUUUUUACUGUGCUUCAACUUGUUGCAAAUUGUGAAAUUUCUCUGUCAUUUUUUGUUUAAAAUCUUAUAUUUUUUGUGUUAGGUAUGAAGUGAAGAAUAAAAAUCGACAAGUUUCGUAUGAAGAAGUCA